Messenger RNA from Ipomoea triloba (trilobed morning glory), 2044 nucleotides. RefSeq lists its product as uncharacterized. Gene Ontology annotation, biological process: peptidyl-lysine monomethylation. Gene Ontology annotation, molecular function: protein-lysine N-methyltransferase activity. Bases 136 to 1692 code for a protein of 518 amino acids. The transcript is spliced from 12 exons. The record is from RefSeq and is a predicted model, not a curated record. NCBI's taxonomy places the organism in Eukaryota, Viridiplantae, Streptophyta, Magnoliopsida, Solanales, Convolvulaceae. Gene Ontology annotation, cellular component: chloroplast stroma.
GUACUGAGAAAGUGACAAACAACUUAUAAGCUCUGAAGAAAAAAUAUCAUAUCACCAGCCUGAGAAAACCCCAACCUUAACCCUAAAUCAUCAUUUCUAUUCUUUAUGCAAGUAAAGGAUUGAAAUUCUUUCGCCAUGGACGUGGCUUAUCUUCAAGCCAAAUGCAUUUCUUCUCCGUUUCGUUCUCCCACUCAUCAUUGCCCUCUUUUAGUUCUUUCUAGGGUUUCCCAUUCCUUGCUCUUCAAUCCCAAACACAUCAAUUUGCGCCGAUGGAAGAACAUGUGCUCUGCUUCCAACUCCGAAACCCUCGUCGCUGGCUCUCCCUCUCCCAAUGGACACCACAAAUCCCACGAGGUUGUCACUGUCAAGUCAGAAGACCACGACUUGGGUGACUUAAAAUCUUGGAUGCACAACAACGGACUCCCUCCUUGCAAGGUCGUGCUUGAUGAGAGGCCCUCCCACAAUGCUAAACAUCGCCCAAUUCACUACGUUGCAGCCAGCGAGGAUCUUCAGACAGGUGAUAUUGCAUUUUCUGUGCCGAAUUCCUUGGUGGUAACAUUGGAGAGGGUUCUGGGAAACGAGACUGUCGCUGAACUCUUGACAACCAACAAAUUAUCAGAACUAGCCUGCUUGGCACUCUAUCUCAUGUAUGAAAAGAAACAAGGAAAGAAAUCCUUUUGGUAUCCAUACAUUAAAGAGCUUGACCGGCAGCGGGGUAGGGGCCAGCUAGCUGUUGAGUCGCCUCUUCUAUGGUCAGAAGCUGAACUCAAGUACCUGACAGGGAGCCCGACAAAGGGUGAAGUCCUUGAGAGAGCUGAAGGGAUCAAGAGAGAAUACAGUGAGCUUGACACAGUAUGGUUCAUGGCUGGAUCACUUUUUCAGCAAUACCCUUAUGAUAUACCAACAGAAGCAUUUCCUUUUGAGAUUUUCAAACAAGCUUUUGUUGCAGUUCAAUCCUGUGUUGUGCAUUUGCAGAAAGUUAGUCUGGCCCGAAGAUUUGCUUUAGUUCCUCUAGGACCGCCAUUAUUGUCCUAUUGCAGCAACUGCAAAGCAAUGUUAUCAGCUGUUGACGGUGCUGUGCAACUUGUUGUUGAUCGUCCAUAUAAGACUGGGGAACCUAUUGUUGUUUGGUGUGGGCCACAGCCUAAUUCAAAAUUGCUCAUAAACUAUGGUUUCGUUGAUGAAGAUAAUCCUUAUGACCGAGUCACUUUAGAGGCAGCAUUGAAUACAGAGGAUCCUCAGUAUCAGGACAAGAGAUUGGCUGCUCAAAGGAAUGGGAAAUCAUCUGUACAAGCUUUCCAUGUAUAUGUGGGAAGAGAAAAAGAGACUAUUUCUGAGAUGCUCCCUUAUUUAAGAUUGGGAUAUGUUUCAGACCCUUCAGAAAUGCAAUUUGUAUUGUCUUCUCAAGGUCCUGUUUGUCCGGUGAGCCCCUGUACAGAACGGGCAGUUUUGGACCAGCUAGCUGAGUAUUUCAAGACAAGGCUGCUUCGUUAUCCCACCACUCUAAGUGAAGAUGAGGCUUUGUUGGCAGAUAAUGACCUGGAUCCAAAAAAGAGAGUUGCUACACAGCUUGUUAGGUUGGAAAAGAGAAUCCUGAACACAUGCUUGCAGAUAACAUUGCAUCUCAUAGACCAGUUACCUGAUCUCUCUGUAUCUCCUUGCCCUGCUCCUUAUGCCCCUAUAUUAAAAUGAUAGGGCAGGGCAUUGUUCAGCAAAGAAAAAAAGAAAUAUUUUUUCAAAGCGAAAAUGGGAGGUUGCUGGCUGCUGCAAAUAUUUGGUGUUGGAACAUGUUGGGUCCUUGUAAUUGAACUACAGUCUCUACUCUCUACCUUUAUAUUUUCUUUCCUCCGCUUACUUAGUUGUACAUUUUCACUCUCUAUUUCUCACUUCAUAUCUUUUAGGUUAGAAUGAUGGUGCGAAUAGCUGCUUUUAUCUCACAGUACUUCCAAGCAUCGGCCUUGUGGCCUUUAUUGUAAAUACUUUUGAUGUAUCAUACUAUGAAACACACUUGUUUCCUGAUGCAAUAUAAAAGCUGUUCGGAUCA